UUCUGUAAUCAUCAUCAUCAUCAACAAAGAAGAAAAAAACACUAAUCAUUGUACUUCGUGUCUGAAAAAAUUGGUGAUAUCAGCAUUUGAAAAUGUCGCAGUUGGUGAAUAAAGCCAAGAACUUUGUGUCUGAAAAAAUUGGUGAUAUGGCCAAGCCAGAAGCAAGUGUUACUGACGUGGAUUUCAAGAAAGUGAGCAUGAACAAUGUUGAAUAUUUGGCUAAGGUUUCUGUUAAUAAUCCUUAUUCAACUCCAAUCCCCAUUUGUGAGGUCAAAUACUCUUUCAAAAGCGCCAACAGGGAGAUAGCAUCAGGGACAAUACCAGAUCCAGGGUCUUUGAAGGCAAAGGACACAACAAUGGUGGAUGUACCUGUGAAGGUGCCCUACAGCAUAUUGAUGAGCUUAGCAAAGGACAUUGGAGCUGAUUGGGACAUUGACUAUCAAUUGGAUUUGGGUCUUGUUAUUGACCUUCCUGUUAUUGGAAACUUCACCAUUCCUCUUUCUCAAAAGGGAGAAGUCAAGCUACCAAGCGCUUCUAACAUGUUCUCUUCUUAGUUUGAUGGGAAAUAAAUACUAAGAAGAAAAAUAACUUUGUAACUCGUUAUGCUUCCUUUUAUGUGAAUUUCUGCCUAGUGAGUGUAUCUUUUCUACUUUGAUUCUACUUUUGUUAUAUAUCCGUG
Medicago truncatula (barrel medic) is the source of this 679-nucleotide messenger RNA. Its product is annotated as desiccation protectant protein Lea14 homolog. The record is from RefSeq and is a predicted model, not a curated record. The coding region runs from base 93 to 554 and encodes 153 amino acids. The transcript is spliced from 2 exons. Gene Ontology annotation, cellular component: cytosol. Gene Ontology annotation, biological process: response to desiccation. NCBI's taxonomy places the organism in Eukaryota, Viridiplantae, Streptophyta, Magnoliopsida, Fabales, Fabaceae.